AUGUCUUCACCAUUUCCCCUCCUCCGUCUUCCUGGAUUGGUUCUGUGCGAAAUAUUCAAAUCAUUGAGUAUCGGUGAGAAAAUCAAACUCUCCUUCUGCUCCAAGAAAACCUCUACUCAAAUCAAUAAUGCUCAAUUCUAUUCUCAAAAAGUUAUAGUCGAUCUGGACAUGUUAAGCCACAAAAUCAGAGUGUGCUCUAAAAAUAACCAAGAUAUAUUUGAAAUCUUCACUUAUCAAGAUUCCGGGAAAAAUUUAAAUACACAUCAAUUGCCUAUCGAGUGUUGUACCACAGGAAUCAAAACAUUCUGGAAGAACGAUCAAGAAGGAUUUCUAUCUGUUAUUCAACAUUUAUUGAAAAUAUUUCGAUGCAAGAUUUCAAUCAGUAAUAACUAUAAUAGUGAUUUAUAUCAGCCAACAAUUUCAAUGCUGUUUGAUCUACAAGUGGAAUUCAAGACGCUCACUAUUUGCUUUGAUGGAUCAAAAGAUCAAAACUUGUUAUGGAAUCAGAUAUCCAGUAAUUUUGGACUGGUCGAGUAUCUUACAUCGUUUUCUAAUCCUGGUUUCAACCCAGUUUUCACUUCAUGGCCGAGGAACAUUAGUUUCAUUAGUUCCGAAUGGGUUACUCUGGAAUCUCUUUUGGCCUGCACGUGCACUACAAUUAAACUCGAUUGGUCAGAUUUCGGAAACAAAGAUUUGGAUGAGAUUCUUAAGAAGUGGAAGACUGGAGGAUUUGCGAAUCUAAAGCGUCUGGUAAUCAGCAGUCAAAAUAUUAAAAAUAAUGGAGAACUUAUUUUGGGAAUGAAUCUAAUGGAAUUAAACGGAAAGGUUAUCCAAGCUGAUGAUGUAUUAAAAAAGUCUACUAUUCGAAUAGACUCCCAUAUACAGACUACUUUGUAUAUGCAUAUAAAAUAA
Molecule: messenger RNA, 912 nt
Organism: Caenorhabditis remanei
Lineage: Eukaryota; Metazoa; Nematoda; Chromadorea; Rhabditida; Rhabditidae
Exons: 2
Coding region: 1-912 (303 amino acids)
Biological process (GO): embryo development
Molecular function (GO): protein binding
Source: RefSeq, a predicted model, not a curated record